AUGGCCCACUCAGACUCAAUGUCCCACACCACCCCCGGAACGUGUUCAAAGCUGUCCCAGAAGUGUCGUGGUCUGGGGGACAGGACUGAGCAACCAGAGGAUGAGUGCCCCCCCUCCAUCCCCUUCCUCACCAGACAGAUCCAGAACCUGAAGAAGAGGGUGCGCAGGUUCGAGGAGCAGUUUGAGCAGGACAUGAAUUUUAAGCCGUCUCACAACGAUAAAUAUUCCAACCCUGAGAUGGUGAGGGUCAUGAGUGAACUGACCAAGGCUCGCAAACAACUGAAAGAGCUGAGACUCAGACAGUCGGUGUUUGACUCCAAGGAACCAGAAUGUUCAGAUAUCAGCAGUUCCUGCAGGUUCAGUUCUGGUCAGGUUGGGCUGUUGGACCACAAGCCAUCCCUGGAGGAGACGGUGGAGUCUCUGCUGAGGCGUCUGAGAGAGAAGAGACGGUCCCUGGGUCUGCCGGACAACAUGAAGGAGAUGACUCAGGCCCAAAUGGUUCUGGAGAAGAUCACUCUGCAGAAGUGUCUUCUGUACUUCGAGAGCGUCCACGGUCGACCGGGAACGAAGCAGGAGAAGAACCUGGUGAAGCCUCUGUACGACCGGUACCAGAUGAUCAAACACCUCCUGUGUGUCAGCCCCACCAUCUGUACUAUAGAGGAAGAGGAAGGCUCUGAUGAAGAGUGUCUGAGCUCCUCUCUGGUCAGAGAUCCAGUUUCACCUCCUUACCGAGCAAACUGGCCAGCAGCCAGUGAGGAGGACAGCGACCGAGACAGUGACCCGGCCUUUGUGUCUCCGAUAGAUGAAGUGAAAGCCAUCCGUCAACAGACCACUCUCACCACCGCCAACCUUCAUGAAGCUUCCAGGUCUCAACUUCUGGAGUGUCUGCGGGACACCAGAACUGAGAAGAAGAUCAGCCGUAAAGUUCUGAAAGAAUUUGAGGACGAGUUUUCUCGACAGACUGGACGAAUCUGCCAAAAAGAGGACCGUGGUCCCAUGAAGGACGAAUACCAAGAGUACAAACAGCUGAAAGCAAAGCUCCGUCUGCUGGAGGUCCUUCUCAGCAAACAGGACAUCACCAAAACCACGUGA
Nematolebias whitei (Rio pearlfish) is the source of this 1092-nucleotide messenger RNA. It is a transcript of the gene fam13c, whose product is annotated as family with sequence similarity 13 member C. Lineage: Eukaryota; Metazoa; Chordata; Actinopteri; Cyprinodontiformes; Rivulidae. The transcript has 10 exons. Bases 1 to 1092 code for a protein of 363 amino acids. The record is from RefSeq and is a predicted model, not a curated record.